This is a messenger RNA of Paramacrobiotus metropolitanus, 1480 nucleotides long. RefSeq lists its product as uncharacterized. Gene Ontology annotation, cellular component: membrane. The coding region runs from base 375 to 1223 and encodes 282 amino acids. Gene Ontology annotation, molecular function: hexosyltransferase activity. The transcript is spliced from 4 exons. The record is from RefSeq and is a predicted model, not a curated record. Lineage: Eukaryota; Metazoa; Tardigrada; Eutardigrada; Parachela; Macrobiotidae.
GCUAGUAAGAUAACAAGACGCUGACUGUAGCGGAAUGCGUGCAUGCUGCAGUUCUAUGAACAAUUUUUUUUGUGUCAAAUGCCGUAAAAUGUGAAGGCUUCGGAAAAUUGUGGCUUAAAAAAACUUGAUUCAAGCAGUAGUUGUUUUGAUGGGAACGCUGUGGAAUGCCACUAGUUUUAGUGUGAAAAUUAUUUGCAAAUUGUUGCAUGCUUGGAUGCUUUUUGGGAAUAGCCUGUUAUUACUUCUGUCGUUUUCCUUACCAGCAAGCACUUUGAAUGUACUUGAGCGCCAAGAAGAGUUCGCAUCAUAUCGGUUUGUGCCGGCGUAGGACAGGUUUUACGUUGCGGAUCGGACGUUAGCCCCCGAAUAAUUUCAUGCUACGCUGGCCGAUUCUCAUUUGGAUCGCGUGCUGGUAUCAGGCGACAUCAGCCAUCGAUACCGACGGCAGUGACAACAAAAAUGCCACCACCGCCACGCCCAUCUACCCCUCGGUCCUCUUGCUGGUGAUCUCACCCUACCUCUACGAUGUCGUGGAGCGGGACGCCGUCCGCAAUACCUGGGCCGCUGAGGCCGCCAAAUAUAACAUACGCGUUUUGUUCCCCUUCACCGCCCUUGGGGAGCAGGAUGAAGACGUGAAGAAAGCCAUCGAAGAAGAGAGCGCCUACCAUCAGGACGCUUAUAUCUUCAACUAUCUUCCGGAUGAAUUCGACACCGAUAUGACGCUGACGUUGAAUACGCUCAACUGGGCGUUGACCAAACAACCAUCAGCGCGAUAUUACGGAAAGGUCACGGCUGAUAUAUGGCUCAAUGCGCCCAAGUUAGCGGAAGUUCUCAAGGGACUGAACGAUACCACGGAUUGGAUUAUGGGACGGUACGCGGAUAACCAGGACGAGGAGGUGAAAGAUUUGUAUGGCUCUCUGCACGGGUACGCUGAGAUGGGGAAAGGUCAGUUCGCGCUGGGACACUUUUGGCUCAUGCCAAAACGGACGCUGAAAAAGGUCAUCAAGGCGGCGGGUUCUGUGGUGGGCAAUUCGGACAUUGGGGAUGCGGUGAUCACCGGGGAUUACCGGCGAGCCAUGGGCAUCCCGGCGGUGAAUCGCACGGACGUGGUGAACAUGUGGGAUAUCAAGGGGGUGGAGAUCUGCUACCGCGAAAACUACCUCGCCGUUCACGGGGUCUUCUACAAACAAAAGCAUGUCAUGCACAAUCAAAAAUGUGAUUAAACUGGGAACAUAGUUAUCCUUAAAUGGCGAAGAAUGUAUGCUGGCUUUUAAUGCAGAAAAGUCAAUGUUUACGGUUUUUAACUGAAAAAGACGGAUGUAUAUUGUGAGCAUGUUUUAAUACUCACCAAUUAUCGUAUCGUGUGUUCUGGCGUCUUACAUUAGCGAGGGCAUUUAGUCGUAAUAGAAUAGCGACAAAUAGCAACAUUGUACAGAUGUUCGAGUUGCAUGGUUGAGCCAAAUAAACAUGUACAGAUUCA